AUGUCGUCAAUCAUGGACACCCACCACGUUAAGCAGCAACUCAAAUCGCUCGUUGAAGAUCUCCCUCCUGAGCUCCGCCGGCACAUACUCUCAUUCUUGCCACUAAGCGACCUUAGGAACUUUGUUCGGGCGUCGCCUUACUACCAUGCGCAAUAUAGAGAAGACCGUCUCUAUAUACUCCGAUCCUCUUUAUACAACACACUAAGCAAUGUCACCAUCGAUGCUUUCGCAGUUCAUUGUUCCAGGUCGAGAAAGUUCAUAGAAGCCCGUACACCAGCGAGAGUAGUCAAGUAUCUAAGAGACUAUCGCAGCCUCCAACUACUAGAUGUUUCGGCACGUAUGACAGAAGACAAUGCGAUUCAGAUGGUGGGGUGCUAUUUCAGAGCUAUUCGGCCAGCAAUUCGCCAAUACGUCCGGUACACGGCGGCCAAACUGAACGAAUCAAUUGGAGUAUCGCCGGCCUGUGGUUCGACGAAGCUUAGUAGUACGGAAGAGACAAGAGUAGUUCGUGGCCUUUACCGAUUACAGCUGUAUUCCCACCUUUUCAGUGUUGGGCCCCAUAACGGUUUAGGGUCGGGCUUCAUCACAAAAGACAGAGAAGCCCAUCUUUUAGGUUCAUCGCUCUUCUUUGCCGAUUCCGAACCCUGGGAGGUAGAGGAGUUUUGGUGCGUUUACUUAUUUGCCAAGACUACUUACGAUGAAAUGCUCGAAUACUUCCGCCCAGAGAUAAACAGAAAACUUGAGCCCGUCACCGAACUCCUCCGAUACCAUCAUCCCCAGCUCUCCCCAACCCUGAGUGAUCUCGAUGGCUGGUAUCUGAGGGAAAUUGUCGUAGACGCGUAUAUCUCCCGUGGACUCCAGAUGAUGUCCAGCAUCCGCAAUUUCUUGGAUGAUACUGGCGACCUAGCAGCCAUUAAAUAUCGGCUGUUAUCCCAUCACGGUAUAGGUGUAAAUAUUUCUUAUCGGUCCAAGCUCAUGCAACGUCUACGAUACGAUAAACACCCAUGCGAAAAGGACUACUUAUCAGCGGCUCGUGAUCCGCUGCCCUUCGAGGGUGACUCUGAGACGCGCCCGUCAUCAGCUUGGACCCUGACGUGGAGUGGAACGUACAGCAAUCUCUACGGUGAAUACAUUCCCAACAAGCUUCGCGAAUGGGGAUAUGUGAUGUGGGACGAGGCUCGCAUAAAGGAUACCGGCGCCGACAAAUUAUUAUCGAGUCAGCUGCAAGCAGAGUGGAAAGGCGUCGAUCCAAGAAGCCGUAGGCGAUAA
This is a messenger RNA of Hypoxylon trugodes, 1269 nucleotides long. RefSeq lists its product as uncharacterized. The record is from RefSeq and is a predicted model, not a curated record. The coding region runs from base 1 to 1269 and encodes 422 amino acids. Gene Ontology annotation, molecular function: protein binding. Lineage: Eukaryota; Fungi; Ascomycota; Sordariomycetes; Xylariales; Hypoxylaceae. The transcript has 2 exons.